UACCGGUUGAGCGUUUAAACAAAACAGUCAAAGUACACAAACCUUCAAACACUGGAGCAGACAUACCAUCAGAAUCCUCACAACUCACAGCAAUGAUCUUACACUACUUAGUGGAAUAUCUUGAUUUUAAGAGCUGGCUUUUAGGAUUUUUUAUUUUCCUACUAUUUCUUGAUGCCAUCAGGAACAAAAAUCCAUCCAAUUUUCCACCAGGACCAUGGCCCCUACCUUUUGUGGGAAACAUUUUCACUGGGCUUGACUUCAAAACAAUAGACAAGCUUGCUGAGAAGUAUGGAGAAGUUUUCAGCCUACGUUGGGGCAGUGAGAAAACUGUGUUUAUUUCUGGACAUAAAAUGGUGAAGGAGGCUCUCAUUACUCAGCUGGACAGCUUUGCAGACCGACCUGUUGUCCCUCUCUUUCACAAAAUCUUUAACGGACUUGGUGUUGCUCUCAGUAAUGGGUACCUGUGGAAAAACCAGAGGAAGUUUGUCAUCACACACCUACGCCACUUUGGUGAAGGGAGGAAGACCCUAGAGCUGAGUAUCCAGCAGGAGAACAUCUUUCUGUGUGAUGCUUUCAAAGCAGAACAGGGUCCUUUUAAUCCCCAGUUUUUCAUCAACAAUGCAGUCGCAAACAUCAUCUCUGCACUAGUUUUUGGUCAUCGCUUUGAAUACCACGAUGAGAAUUUCCCGAAUAUCUUGUGUUUGGAUGCUGAAGCCAUUGUUUUGGCAGGUUCUGACCGAGCUCAGCUGUAUAAUGCCUUCCCUCGCCUCUUUGAAUACCUUCCUGGUCCGCAUCAGAAGAUGUUUGCCAACUACACAAAAAUAAUAGAGUUCCUAAAAGAAGAAAUAAGAAAACACAAGGAGGACUGGGAUCCCUCAAAUCCUCGGGAUUUCAUCGACAGUUACUUUCUAGAAAUGGAAAAGAAAAAGAGUGAUCCUGAAGCUGGAUUUAAUGUCGAGACGUUAUUGAUUGCAAUGCUGGACAUGCUUGAAGCAGGGACAGAAAGCACAGCCACUACAAUACGCUGGGGUCUUCUCUUCAUGAUGAAGUAUCCUGAGAUACAGAAAAAGGUACAGGCAGAGAUAGACAAAGUUAUUGGACAGUCACGCCAGGCCAGCAUGGCCGACAAACCCAACAUGCCCUAUACUGAGGCUAUUAUUCAUGAGAUUCAAAGGAUGGGCAACAUUGUGCCUCUGGGUUUAUCCAAGAUGGCUUCUAAAGAUACUGUACUGGGUGGAUUCUUCAUACCAAAGGGCACAACUGUGACUACAAACCUAUCAUCUGUGCUUAAGGACAAGAACGAGUGGGAAACGCCAGACAUGUUUAACCCAGGACACUUUCUGGAUGAUCAAGGCCAGUUCCUGAAGAAGGAUGCUUUCCUUCCCUUUUCAGCAGGUAAGAGAUCAUGUGUGGGGGAGCAGCUGGCUCGUAUGGAGCUCUUCCUGUUCUUCACCUCUCUGUUGCAGUGCUUUACAUUCUCCCCUGGUCCUGGAGACGAUCUCAGCUUGGAAGGCCAGCUGGGCUUCACAUAUGCACCCAGACCUUACUGCAUGUGUGUCACCCCACGCUAAGAGCCCAUACACAAAUAUAUACGCUUUUAAGCUAUUUGUUGUAAGAAAAUUUAUUUUGACCCCUAUGAUAUAUUCCAACAGCUAUGUUCUAUUUUAAUUAGAAAUUACAAGCAUGAAGACUUUUAUUUUGGUUUAUAGUACAGAAUAGCUACAAUGCACAAUAUAUUGUUUGACAUGAUUCAGUUUUAACCACACUAUAAUUGAAAUAUUUCUUCAAACACCUUUGCUUUUGGCAUAUAUUGUAUCUCAGAAAAGUAAGUACACCCCUCACACUUUUAUAAAUAUUUGAUUAUAUCUUUUAAUGUGACAAGACUGAAAAAAUGACACUUUGCUACAAUGUAGUGAGUGUAUAGCUCACUACAUAUACAGUGUAUAGCAAAGUAGUGAGUGUAUAGCUUGUGUAACAGUGUAAAUUUGCUGUCCCCCCACAUUGUAGCAAAGUGCCAUUUUUUCAGUGCUGUCACAUUAAAAGAUAUAAUCAAAUAUUUACAAAAAUGUGAGGGGUGUACUUACUUUUCUGAGAUACUGUAAUUCAGUCCUAUUUUAUUUGUAUAGUGCUUUUAACAAUUGAUAUUGUCAUAAAGCAGCUUUACAGUAAUAUAUAAAUUCAGAAUAUAAAAUUGAAAUGUAUGAAUAUAUCCCUAAUGAGCAAGGAAAAACUCCCUGAGAUGAUAUGAGAAAGAAACCUUGAGAGGAACCAGACUCAAAACGGAACCCAUAUUCGAUCGAUCGAUCUACAAACUACUUUCACACACUACAGACAAUUUGGAAAUGCCACUCAACCUACAAUGCAUGUUGAACUGGGGUACGAAACUGGAGUACCUGUCGGAAACCCCUGCAGCAUAAGGAGAACAUGCAGACUCUGCACACACAGGGUGGAGGAAUCCCAACCCCGGAGGUGCAAGGCAAACAUGCUAAUCACUAAGCCACCAUGCCCCCAAUAUAAAAGCAUUACAAACAUUAUGUUACAUAUAGUUUUCUUUACCAUAACUGUCUAAGAUAUUCAUUAAUAUAAACACGUUCAAAGUA
Messenger RNA from Ictalurus punctatus (channel catfish), 2600 nucleotides. RefSeq names its product cytochrome P450 2J2. NCBI's taxonomy places the organism in Eukaryota, Metazoa, Chordata, Actinopteri, Siluriformes, Ictaluridae. Gene Ontology annotation, molecular function: heme binding; oxidoreductase activity, acting on paired donors, with incorporation or reduction of molecular oxygen, reduced flavin or flavoprotein as one donor, and incorporation of one atom of oxygen; iron ion binding. The record is from RefSeq and is a predicted model, not a curated record. Gene Ontology annotation, cellular component: intracellular membrane-bounded organelle; cytoplasm. Gene Ontology annotation, biological process: xenobiotic metabolic process. The transcript has 9 exons. Bases 93 to 1571 code for a protein of 492 amino acids.